Molecule: messenger RNA, 1177 nt
Organism: Frieseomelitta varia
Lineage: Eukaryota; Metazoa; Arthropoda; Insecta; Hymenoptera; Apidae
Exons: 3
Coding region: 677-1177 (166 amino acids)
Biological process (GO): T cell activation
Cellular component (GO): external side of plasma membrane
Source: RefSeq, a predicted model, not a curated record
GACACGGAGUGUACACGGUUAGUAUUUGACCGGUCGCGAUUCGGACAACGUGCACAACGGCGGUGGUAUGUGCGCAGCUAUGCAACAGUACGCGACGUACGGAGAGUGUGUAUCGCUAUCGGGUGCGUGUCGUUAGAGAGGGUAAAACUCGAUCUUUCUCGGAUAGUCGGUGCUCCGGUGGCUCCAGCCACGGAAACACGUAUUCCGCCGAGGAUUGCGUGCUUUCGCUGUUUCGUGUUUGAUAGUCGUUGUCGUCGUCGUCGUUAUACGUUAAGUAUAACGAAAUUCUCCGUAUACCACGGCGGGAUCGUGCCGGUUCAAGCCAUCGGCGAUCGCCUCUGCUACGCGGUAGUUUCGUCCGCGCGUGAUGAUCCGAUCUCGAGAUCGUGAUCCCGCGAGUGUACAACAGGUGCGAUCACGAUCGUGAACAAACGUCGCGAUUUCCUCGAUGAUUGCCUCGAUCGUUCCGCUCGUUCUCCGUGAAGAGAAGAAGGGAAUAGACGAGACGAAACAAACGAGGUGGAGAUCGAGUUGUGCUUUCGGCUCGUGGUGGAGAAGAACCGACCCGAGAGAAUUCGUGGAAAACCCGGUGUAUCCGGUUCAUCAACGUUGAUCGAAUUAGAUUGAGGUCAACGACGGGCUGCCCGCAACAGGCCGGACGAAAGUCGCCAACACCAUGGAUUGGUGGCUGCGCGGGCGGAUUAUCUACACCUACUCGUUAUGGGUCGUCUUCAAGGCAGCAGCUGUGGGCGGUAUUUUCGAUUCCAUGGUUGGAGAGAUGGUCGUCGAGGCCGGAAAGAACGUAACGCUGAAUUGUCCGGGUGUGACAGAGAAUUCGCUGAUACUGAUGCUGGAAUGGCGGGUUAACAGCAUGCAGCUGCUCGAGUACAGCAGCAACACCACCAUCGUGUGGAACCAUCAGAACAGGGUGUCGUUGUCGCUGAAGAACUACGCGCUUCAGUUCCAUCCGGUCACCGCGCAGGACACUGGCGAGUACACCUGCUUGGUGAACAGCCGCAGCAUGGCCGAGGCUGUCAUCAGUCUGAUAGUUCACGGUUAUCCAUUGAGUUUGCACGAAGUUGGCGAUGCCAUGGAGAAAGCAAAUCGCGGAACGAAUCGCGCGGAGUGCGAAACAGUGGAGGAGGAGGAGGAGGAGAAGAAGAAGGGGAGGGGAUAA